ACAUGUUUACAAUGAUGGGGGACAGAGGAAGAAUGAAGCUGCUCAGGAUCACCGAGACACUGUUCUCUUGGAGUCGGUGGCUCGUUUGUGCGGACUGAUGGUCCUGGACAGGGCCGGUCUCCUGCAGUGUCAGAGGACAAACAUGCAGAACAGACUAUAAGUGAUCAUAGCAGCUGAUAACAUGUUUUUUUCUGGACCUCACUGUAUGAUAACCGGUAGAAAACAGUCUUCUUCACUGACUGACUUUUAACACAGACCAACUUUAUGGAUCACUCACAGCUGCUGAAAACGUCACCCAAAGAGCCUGUAUUUGGGGCCCAGCCUUCCCACAGGAUGACAUCCUCUGCAGUCCCCUGCACCGUUUUUGUCCCCUCACCUGCCCCCCCAGCAGUCUGGCCACCUCUAGACUUUGCUCUGGGCGCUCUGGCCUGCUGUACAGCCUGUGUGUUCACCAAUCCUCUAGAGGUGGUGAAGACUCGUCUGCAGCUUCAGGGGGAGCUUCGUGCUCGGGGGUCCUACCAGAUCCACUACCGGGGAGUCCUGCAGGCGCUCUGGGUGGUGGGCCGCACAGAUGGGCUGCGAGGCCUACAGAAGGGCCUCUCGGUUGGGCUGAUCUAUCAGGGUGUGAUGAAUGGAGUCAGGCUGGGCUCUUACUCUUACUGUGAAGCUCUGGGCAUCACCUCGUUCCAUGGGGGGAGUCUGCUGUCAGGAGCCUGGGCUGGGGCUCUGGGGGCCUUCAUCGCCUCUCCCGCCUACCUGGUAAAGACUCAUCUGCAGGCUCAGACUGUCAGUGCCAUAGCAGUGGGUCACCAGCACAACCAUCUGGGGGUGUCUGAUGCCUUUGUCAGCAUCUACAGAAGAGACGGUCUCAGUGGUCUUUGGAGGGGGGUGAACGGUGCCGUGCCUCGGGUCAUGGUGGGAUCAGCUGUUCAACUGGCAACCUUUACCUCCGCUAAGCAAUGGGUGUCUCACUCUCAGGGGUUUAGUUCAAACAGGUGGCUCGCAGCUUUAAUAGCUGCCUCCAUUAGUGGAGUUGCUGUGGCCAUCACCAUGACGCCGUUUGAUGUCAUCAGCACUCGGCUCUAUAACCAGCCAGUGGAUGAGUUUCGCAGGGGGCGCCUGUAUCGAGGAUUUUUAGACUGCAUGCUGAAAGUGUGCCAAGCUGAGGGUCCGCUGGGUUUAUAUAAAGGCAUGGGCCCCGUGUUCCUGCGACUGGCCCCUCACACAGUGCUCAGCAUGCUGUUCUGGGACCUGAUGAGGCAACGGGCAGUCAAAGACUGCUAGAGCCUGCAAAAUGUGUGCCUGAAAGGGAUCCUCUGAUAGGUGAACUUGAAUUUGAGGAAAAAGAGCUGGACAUUUCUGAAAAUCUUUUUUUUUUUUUUUUUUUUACUUGAUGAUGAUUAAAUAUGAGCAGUGGUACUAUUUUUUUUUUUUUUUUAUAUAUGUGUGUGAUAUAGAGUCGGCAGCUGGUUUGCUCUUGUUGUAUUUAAUUAUGUAACACCUCCCUGGCUGCAACCAGUAAGAUGUUCCUGUCUAAAGUUUCUCUGCCCUGAACCAAAACUUGAUCCAGCACCUCUGAAAUGAUGAGUCCAUUUUAAUU
Messenger RNA from Nematolebias whitei (Rio pearlfish), 1600 nucleotides. RefSeq names its product solute carrier family 25 member 34 (gene slc25a34). The record is from RefSeq and is a predicted model, not a curated record. The coding region runs from base 265 to 1284 and encodes 339 amino acids. Lineage: Eukaryota; Metazoa; Chordata; Actinopteri; Cyprinodontiformes; Rivulidae. The transcript is spliced from 6 exons.